UGCAAGGCAUCCAAAUUCAGAGAGAAACAGCAGCAGCAGCAGCCAGACUCUGCCGAAAGUUGGAGAGACAGAGGUUCCGUGGGGGAUUAUUCUAUUUUUCACUUCUUCUGGGGACAAUCGUCAGUAGCAGAAAUUACAAUUCAUCCGCCGCGUAGGUGUAGACAGGACUUGGAAAAAGAAAAUAAGUGGAGCGGAAGCCAGGAUGAAUAAUAACGAGGAACUUGGAGAGGACGAAGCAAUGUUUGUGGAAGAGGACGAAACUUCGGAGAGUUUCAAUGAGCUCUGUUCUGACCUCAACCUCGACGCCACAACGAGAGACAACACAUGGAGGACUUUUGCCACCGUGCGACAAAAGUACACUCUGGAGGGGGACCCUGGGCAUUGGCUCUGUUGUGCAGUGUAUGUUGCCUGUCGCCAGGCCAACAUUCCCUCCGUGGGAAACUCGCCCACCAUUCACGGCAGCUAUGUCAAUCUCACUCGACUUCUUCGUACUUCGAAACUCAGCCUCGUCGAUUUUUUCGACAAGAGUCGCAAAUGGGGAGAUAUGACCAACAUGAGCCAUGAUUUUAGAAGCAAGAUUGAGCGACUGGAGAGGAACUUUGCAGUCACUACUGUGAUUUACAAAAAAUUUGAACCCAUCUUCGCAGGACUAUUCAAAGAAUUUUCUACCACCAACAUUGAAGAGUACAGGGCCAACCGCAAAAAGUUGACCCCGAAAUCGGCGGCCGAUUUAUUUGAGUUUUGCUGGACGCUUUUCCUGUGCGUCAAAAGUUCUCUGCGGAUAAGUGAUGACUUGGUUAAUUCCUACCAUUUGUUGCUUGCUUGUGUGGAUUUGGUGUUUCACAACGUAGUUCAAGCUUGUCGCAACAAUCUUCUAACUACAAAAUUUGCAGAUCUAGCUGAGGCUGGGGGAGAUCCUCGCAGUGGAGACCCCACUUGCAUAAUUCAUGCUCUCUGCGAUCUGUAUGACGGGGUCUCAGUGGAGGCCAAGACGAUCAAGGAGUACUGGCUUAGACCAAAAAUUCGAACCAUGAUUGACGCUGGACUCAUCCGUGGAGAUCCUGACACGUUGAGCGGCCUCAUGGAAGAGACAGUGUUUGAGAACAAUUAUCGCAAGUUGGAAAAGGAGUACGAAGAGUAUGUUCUUACCGAGGGAGACUUUGAUGAGCGAAUGUAUCUCAGCCCAGAGAAGCAUGCCGACUUUGGAAUGGAUUCUCCAAACAUUGACUAUCUGAAAAGUUUCGAAUGUCAAAGCCCUUAUCGCACAUACCCUCCACUCCAAGAACUUCGACACCUGAUGCCUCAAACCCCACUCACUGGAAAAAAGUAUUUGGGUGAUAAAGAGGAGUACUUGCAGUCGCCAAUCAGCCAAGCUACACAAACUGUUAGCCGACUUCAGGCUAUGCUUAGUGGUCGCAAAUCGGAAGCAUCGGAAAAGCUAAAAGAGCUGCUGAACGGUUGCAAACAGGAUCCGCUUCCGAGUAUGAAAACCCGGUUGGCACACUUGUCCGAAAUGUUUAUUGCACAUUACUUGGCAAAGCGAGGGGACAACGCACCUGGAUUCCACCAAGAGUUUGCCCUUUACCGAAGCCAGUUGGGACAGACCCUGUACUAUCGAUUACUGGAAAGUGUGUUGGGAAGUGAAGCCAAAUUAAGAGCAGACAAAGCAGAGUUGACCGAAGUCCUCAUGGACGAUGCCUUCAACUCGAGCCUGUUCGCUUGCAGCAUGGAAAUCGUCCUCUUCUCGUUCAACUCUAACCACCGCUUUCCCUGGAUUCUCGAUGCUCUCCAGUUGGCUGGCUACCACUUUUUUAAAGUGAUUGAAAUCAUUGUCCGAACUGAAGAGAGUUUAAGCCGGGACGUUGUCAAACAUUUGAGCCAAGUGGAAGAGAAGGUACUGGAGGAGUUGGCGUGGAAAGAAAACAGUCCACUUUGGAGCAUUCUUCUCACCAAAGGAGAACCCGUUCCUUCUUGCGAGGAAGUCUUCCUUCCAUCACAAAUGGAAAAAACUGGAAAUGAGUCCACAGAAAAUGCUCCAAAACGAUAUGCCGUUAUCAAAACUCCACAGGGUGAGAAGUGUGUCCCGGUUGCGGUGGGUGGAACAAAUCAGUCCACGCUAAUCAUUCAAGACAAAACGAGUUCCCAGAUUCUGGGUGUCGUGCUUCCCUCCAAACAUGGGGACAAGCCCAAGAAGGGCUCCUCUGUGGCACUCUUCUUCCGGAAGUUCUACCACCUUAGUUUCAUUCGACUUCAGGACCUUUGCAAAAAUCUCACCAUUGAAGAUGAAAUCCUGCGAAAGAUUUGGACUUGUUUCCAGCAAGCAAUUCAGAACAAUUUGGAAGAAUUGAUGAAGGCUCGUCACUUGGAUCAAAUCAUUAUGUGCAUUGUCUAUGUCGUGUCAAAGGUUGUGGGGUCGGAACGAAGUUUUACAGAGAUUAUGCGGUGCUACCGACUUCAGCCACAAUCAGCUUCUCACGUUUACAGAAACGUGAUGCUUUUGGAUGCUGGGAAACCAACAGAAAGUCGUGGAGAUCUCAUCAAGUUUUACAACACCAUUUUUAUCAAUGGUAUUCAAAAGUAUGCACUAAAGUUCUCGAGCAAAUCUGAAGACGCAACGGUACCUUUGUCACCAGUGCCUCACCUCAAAUCCACUCCACUGAUGUCCCCGUGUCAUCGUGUCGCUUCUCAACACUCGGUUUACCUUCGCACUCUUCGUAACCCAAAAAUAGCCUCUCCUUCAAAACCCCUCCGGUACAAUUUCUCUGCUCGAUUGAGUCCCAAUAACAAUCUCAAGGCCAUAAACGCCAUGCUUCAAGUGCCCAGCGGUAUCGAGCUUAAGGCCAAAGCUGUAAAGCGUUUAGUGUCAGAAAAUGAAGAGGGUGCCAUUUCCAUGGCUGACCAAGUUCCCACCAAAGUCUUUGCAAAGCGACUUCAGGAUUACAUUGAAGAGCGACCUGGAGGAGCAAACAACGCCACCACGAGCACCACCACCACGGUCGUUGGGGUCAGCGAAGCUAUGGAAAUGGAGUAGCCGUAACAACUCUCUAUUUUGAUAAUAAUUGUGACUGCACAAAUUAAAACUAUCCUACUUUUCUGUCUAAUUGUUAGCUAUUGUUGUUGUAACUUUAAUUUUACCUUCUCCCGUUGUUUGUUAGUCUGCGUGGACUGUGUUAUAGUUAUUGUCGGUAUAGAUUUGUACUUUUGGGUGUUGACUACUCGUGCCGUAUAUCUAAAUAUUUAUAGAAGGACGUAUUAGAUAUUCUUAUCUAAUAGGUAUUCAUUUUUUCAGAAAGUUUUUUUGCGUGUGUGUAUUGUUUGUACAAAUGAUAAUAGAUCUCAAAACUCCAUAUUACUGCAUCGCCAUCAUUUUAAUUAUGUACGUGAGCAAAGUGGGAUGUGCAUGUAUUUGGACAGAGAGAGAGAGAGUAAAUAAAUAUUGCAAUAUUGUCAAGUCAGA
This is a messenger RNA of Folsomia candida, 3457 nucleotides long. RefSeq names its product retinoblastoma-like protein 1. The record is from RefSeq and is a predicted model, not a curated record. Gene Ontology annotation, biological process: regulation of transcription by RNA polymerase II; negative regulation of G1/S transition of mitotic cell cycle; cell differentiation. The transcript is spliced from 11 exons. Gene Ontology annotation, cellular component: transcription regulator complex; nucleus; chromatin. NCBI's taxonomy places the organism in Eukaryota, Metazoa, Arthropoda, Collembola, Entomobryomorpha, Isotomidae. Bases 203 to 3031 code for a protein of 942 amino acids. Gene Ontology annotation, molecular function: RNA polymerase II transcription regulatory region sequence-specific DNA binding.